GUUCGCGGUGGAGCCUGAGAUCCGGCUUGUGUUCUCCUCCGCUCUACUCAGAGCCGUACUGCGGGGAGGAGGAGGAGGGAAAAGGUGGUGGCGGCGCCUUUCAACAAACAUGUUCGCCUGCGUGCGCUUCCUGCAGGACCAAGUGCAUCAUAUCAUACCCGUGUCCCACAUUAAAAAUUUCAACCCCACCUCUAAGUGCGACUUCAACAAGAAACAAGUUUAUCGACUGGCGCUGCCGGGAGCAGGUCCGGCACCGGGAUCAGGGCCCGGGGCAGGAGAAACGGAAACAAGCACCAUUAUCAAGGGGGGGCACUGCCGGAAGGCCCAGAUUCUUGCUCUGGGAGAUAGCAGACAAGAACUGGAGAAAUUUUUGAAACUGAAAAAGUGCAAAGUGCCAAAAAUAAUUGAAAGUUUCGUUGAAGUGUCUGAAUCAGAAGAUGGUGACAGCACUGAAGAUGAAGUGCAUCAACUCAGCAAUAUCCAGGAACAAGGUGCCUCCUGCUUUGAAGAUAGCAGUGAUGAUGAUGACCAAACACUAAAGAUUUUUGAUGAACUAAAACAUAAAUACUCUCGGGCCAAGGCCAACAAUAAAAGAUUGAUUCAGGAACUUAAAAAGGUUACCACAAAACUUCGAUUUGCUGAAGAAAAGCAAAAAGAAUAUGAACACUUGGCAUCUGAACUACAGCGACUGAGGGACCUUAAUAUGGAUCUUCAGAAUGCACUGCUAUUGAAGUUAUUUAGAUUACCAGAACAGUACCAUGGGUCAAAUCCUGAGGAGGAGCUGGUUGACAACACAUCAACACAUCAAAUGAUUUCAAGUACUCCAGUAACUUCUAUUCUGCAAGAUCAUUUGAACAUGCAACAAAGAGUUUAUCCUUCCAAGAAAAGUCCACAUGCUCUCCUUCCAACUCCAAGUACCUCUGAUCAUCUAGAGAGUCAGAUUGAAAAUGGGAACAACAUGGUACCAUGUCCAUGGGCUUCAACCCAAGCAAUUGCUUUGACUCAGCCUAACGUUUACUCAGUUCAGGAUGGAAAGGUUCACAUUGGAGCUAAUAUAUGGAUUGAUGAGGACAAGUGGGAAACUGUGAAACGCCAGCCAAGUGAUUCAAGGUUUACGAAGUGCUUGGCUGUAGCUGUGUGGGGAGUGGACACUUUGAAGGACAGAAGUGUCACUGGAAUUGCAUGCAACUCUACAAAGUCGUCACCCAAGCCACCUCUUUCCCCUUAUAAAGUACAGAUUAUUAAAGAACAAUUACUGAACAGAAUACGACAAGAUGCCAAAGAUGACAAUGAGAUUCACAAGCGACUAAAUAAAGUUAAUCGAUACAUUGGGGAAAAAAUAAUGGACAUUAAUAAGCAGUGGCGCAAAGCCAAAGCAGACAUAUCAAAGUUUAGGAACUGUGAAUGUGAGAUAGGAUUAAAAUGUGAAAUUCAUGCACAUUGUGAGAGAUCUGAGGUACCCAUCAAGGAAGAGAUUGAAACUUUUAUCUAUGAAUAAUCCUGUGACAAAUAAUGAUCAGAAAAUUCUGUUCAUGUCUGUUCCGGCUUUUAAUAGUAUAUAACUGUUAUUUGAUUUUAUUAUCGUGAAAUUUGCUUGUUUUUUCAUGUCACUUAUUUCCCAUAAAACGGUGCUGCAAAAAGCAUUUUCCUAUUAAUUUCUGUGUAGCAGUCAAAUUUUAAAUCUCAAUGUUGAAUCGGUGAAAAUGUACAAAUAAUUAAGCAAAUAGUAGAAUUCUACAGAAGGAAGCCAUUUAGCUCAUUACAUCUAUGGUGCAUCUCAGAGCUUCUAGUUCUUCCCCAUGGCUUAUCAUUUUUCCAUAUCUUUUAAAUUAAAACAUUUAUUCAAUUCCCUGUUAACAUCUAUUAAAGAUUCUAUUGCCAUGUCCUAACAGUUGAAUUUAAACAUAAAUAAUUAUCUUGAUCUUGUUUGGGUAAUGAUAAAUUUAAAUCUUAUAUUUGAUAGAUUAUCAAUUAAUUGGAUAUCGUUUUCCUUAUUUACUAAUCCAAGUUCAUUAUUCUUUAUACUGAAAAAGAUCUCAUCAUGAUAUUGGCUGUGGUCUUAAGAAAGACUGUAAUUUUUCCUUAUAACUAAAUCUUUCCACAUUUGGUAUGAUCUUUGUGAAUCUGUUCUGUACUCUGACUGUGACUUUGAUGUCCUCAAAGUAAGUUGAAAAAUCCAAAUAUAAAAUUAAAAGUGUGUCUUAACUAAUAUUAUGUAUAGUCUAAGCCUUACCCCUUUGCUUUUGUAUUCAUUGUUGGAAUUUAUGAAAUAUAGAAACUUGUAUACUUCUUUUAUAGCUUUAUCAACUAUUCAUUCUUUGGAUUUGACCAUCACUGUCAGAUCUGGCAUUUAUCGCUGAUCCCUAGAAGAUGGUGGUGAGCCUUUUUGUACUGCCGUGGCUCAUCUGGUGAAAGUACUAUCAUGAGGCAGUUAGGUAGAGGGUUUUGAGAUUUUGGUACAGUGACAAUGUAGGAAUGACAAUAUGUUUUCAAAUUGGGGUGAUUUGUGCAACUUGGAAGGAUAUUUUGAGGUGAUUGUUUUCCCAUGUGACUGCUGUCUUCUUUCUUAUUAGUGAUAGAAAUUAUGACAUUGGUUGAGCUGCGGGACUUGCCUUGGGAAGGUGCUUUGGUAAAUCUGCAAGUAGUAAACAUUGCUGCCAUAGAGAUGCUGUUUAAGCUGGUGGCUAGGAUGCUGGUCAAAUUACUGCUACAAUCUGGAUUGUGUCAAGCAUCUUGAUAAUAUUAAUAGAGAUACAUCCAGGCAAAUGAAAUAUAUUUACUAACUUUUGCCUUGUGGUGUAGUGAAGGCUUUGGAGAGUCACGAGGUAAGCUACUCACUUAAGCGGCAUGUAACAUUCACAGCAUGCAGCCAAUUAUUUGUGGUAUCCAGAUAUUGCUACAUGUGGACCUAGACCCUUUAUUAUGGGGAAAUGUCAGUGAAGAUGAAUGCUAUCGUUAGCAAGCAACCUCCCUUCUAACCUUAUGAUGGAGAGGAGGUCAUUGAUGAAGCAGCUGAAAAUAGUCAGGCUUGAGGUUGAAUAGGCUGU
This is a messenger RNA of Chiloscyllium plagiosum (whitespotted bambooshark), 3047 nucleotides long. Its product is annotated as BEN domain-containing protein 5-like. The record is from RefSeq and is a predicted model, not a curated record. Gene Ontology annotation, biological process: negative regulation of DNA-templated transcription. Gene Ontology annotation, molecular function: DNA binding. NCBI's taxonomy places the organism in Eukaryota, Metazoa, Chordata, Chondrichthyes, Orectolobiformes, Hemiscylliidae.